CGGGCUGGAGGUGCAGCCCUCCCAGGUGGGAGGCGGGGGCUGCGGGCGCAGGAAAAGGCGCCCCGGGAGCGGCGCUAGGCAGGGGCCUCCUCCGGCCAGGCGCGGCGCGAGUGGGAGCGAGCGCGCCCGGAGCACGCAGGCGCUCUGCUCGGGCUGGCCCUCGGCCGGCGCGCGGCGCGGGAGCAGCCCGCAGCCGGUUCCCCCCGCGGCGCGUUUCGGGGGUGUGCGGCGGUCACGCAGCAGCCGGCACCAACCGGCCGCCCGUAGCGCGGCGGCGGCGACAGCGGCGACAGCAGCGGGACGGUCCCCUGGGCCGCCCGUGCGCGCUCUCUCCCGCGCGGCCACUCGCGGCGGGCGCUGGCCGGGCCGGCGCGCCCCGCGGGCGGCCGGAGCGCGGCCUUGGCCUCGGCUGGGCGGGAGCGAGCCCGGGGCCGCAGCCCGCGGGAGGCGGCGCGGCGCGGCGGGCACUGACGGCGUCGCCGGGCGCUCCCGGGCGGCGGCGCGGCGGCAGCGCAGGGGGCGGAGGCAGGGGGCGCCCCCGGCCAGGAUGCUGCGGUUCCUGCGCCGGACCUUUGGCCGCCGCUCCAUGCAGCGCUACGCGCGGGGCGCCGCGGGGCGCGGGGCCGCCGGGCUGGGGGACGAGCGGGACGGGGGUCCGCGAGGGGGCCCGGCCGCCGCCGGCGGCUCCUCGGUGCUGCCCGCUGCGCCCGGGGGCAGCGUGUUCCCGGCCGGCGGCGGGCCCCUGCUCACGGGCGGCGCGGCUGUGCACAUCUCCGCCUCUGGAGCUGCCAGGGCUACCCUCUACUGCCGAGUCUUCCUGCUCGACGGAACCGAAGUGAGCGUGGACCUGCCGAAACAUGCCAAAGGCCAGGAUUUGUUCGAUCAGAUUGUGUACCACCUGGACCUGGUGGAAACAGAUUAUUUUGGUCUGCAGUUCCUUGACUCCGCCCAGGUCACGCACUGGCUGGAUCAUUCAAAACCCAUAAAGAAACAGAUGAAAGUUGGACCUGCCUAUGCUUUGCACUUUCGAGUCAAAUACUAUUCUUCAGAACCAAACAACCUUCGAGAGGAAUUUACAAGGUACCUGUUUGUUUUACAACUCAGGCAUGACAUUCUUUCUGGAAAACUGAAGUGCCCCUAUGAAACGGCUGUGGAACUAGCUGCUCUCUGUCUACAAGCGGAGCUGGGGGAGUGUGAGCUCCCGGAACACACGCCAGAGCUUGUGUCUGAGUUUCGGUUCAUCCCAAAUCAGACAGAAGCCAUGGAAUUCGAUAUCUUCCAGAGAUGGAAAGAGUACAGGGGAAAGAGCCCUGCCCAGGCGGAACUCUCCUAUCUGAACAAAGCGAAGUGGCUGGAAAUGUAUGGGGUGGACAUGCAUGUUGUCAGGGGAAGAGAUGGCUGUGAAUAUUCUCUUGGACUGACCCCGACAGGCAUAUUAAUCUUUGAAGGAGCUAACAAAAUAGGCUUAUUCUUUUGGCCGAAGAUCACCAAAAUGGACUUCAAGAAGAGCAAGCUGACCCUGGUCGUGGUGGAGGACGAUGACCAGGGGCGCGAGCAGGAGCACACCUUCGUGUUCAGGCUGGACAGUGCACGCACCUGCAAGCACUUGUGGAAGUGCGCUGUGGAGCAUCACGCCUUCUUCCGCCUGCGCACACCCAGCAACAGCAGGUCCGCCAGGUCCGACUUCAUCCGGCUGGGUUCCCGAUUCCGGUUCAGCGGGAGGACAGAAUAUCAAGCAACACACAGCUCCAGACUGCGCAGAACCAGCACCUUUGAGAGAAAGCCUAGCAAACGUUACCCAUCCCGGAGGCACUCCACGUUCAAAGCAAGCAACCCAGUGAUUGCUGCUCAGCUCUGCUCUAAAGCAAAUCCCGAAGUCCAUAAUUACCAGCCUCAGUACCAUCCUAACGUCCACCCAGGCCAGCCCCGGUGGCGCCCUCACUCUCCAAAUGUCAGCUACCCGCUCCCCUCCCCAGCGCUCAGCCCCACAGAACGACUGCCUUUUGGCCUUGAGGAGAAUGGGGGCACACCCUUCGCCUCCAAAACUUCGGGAAGGCGCCACCCGCACCAGCACCACUCCAACUAUGGCCUUUCUCUGACCCUGGAGAAUAAGGAGGGGCCGCUGAGGUCCCCGAACUCCAGCAAAGCCCUUACCAAGCUGAGCCCAGGAGCAACCGCCCUGUACAGCGAAGCAGCUGCCCACCUGAAGAAGCUGGAGCUGGACACUGUGAAGGCCGCGGGACCCUGGCCUGCCCUGCACAUCAACAUAAACAAGGCUGAGGAAAAGAAAGUUUCAGAGAAGACCCUUCAGACCCCACUGCUGCCUUCGCCAGCGGCAGAUCACGUGAAGUGUAACAUUUUGAAAGCACAGCUGGAGAAUGCCUCUCGGGUGAAUGCCCAGAUUGCAAAGGAAGAGCCCUCGCUUGUAAAUAUCAACAAGAAAUCGAGUCUUCAGGACACUAAUGUCAGAAGCCCCAUUCCUAUACGUGUGGAAACUGCCCAGCCAGCUGUGGAGAAACCAGAAAUCAAGCCUCCCCGAGUGAGGAGGUUAACGAGACAAUACAGCUUUAACCGCAGCGAUGAAGAUGACCUUCCUCCAGACCUGGCUGAGGCAGCAGGAGCCACCACAGCCACCACCACCAACACCACGAUGUCUGCCACUCAAGUCUCCGUGCCACUGGCGUCCCCCAAAAUCCAGAAAGUCAGCUCACCUCAGAAGUCAGAAGUCAAGAGCCCACUGUCCCCGGGGACAAAGAGCCCCUCUGACCAUGGAGGCACAUUUACCUUGGGGCCAGGCGACCUGCUGAUGGACUUCACAGAGGCCACUCCUCUGGCAGAGCCCGCCAGCAGCCCCCACUGUGCCCACUCUCGCUGCUCUCCUCCACUCUCUCUCCCCAUGAAGGAAGAGACCACUGGAGUUUGCAUGUACCCUCCAAUCAAAACGAGGCUGAUAAAAACGUUCCCAGCAGAACCAGUGAUGAACCCAUUUCCUGAUCCUUUUACCACAGGGCCACAGUUCACUGCAGACUUUAGAGAGAACAAAUUACAGUGCUGUCCUGGCCAGUCUUCUCCUCUGAUUCCAACAGCGACCCUGCGGCCACUGACUGAGACCGUGUCCACAGUUCAGACCAUCUACACCUCCCGGAAGCCCGUCUCUCUGGCAGCCAGUGCAGAGACGCUCCGGCAGGAACUGGAAAGAGAGAAGAUGAUGAAAAGAUUAUUGAUGACCGAACUGUGAAACUCCGCCCUUGCUGCCUGGAGAUGGCAUGGUGCCUUCGUCCACUUCCUUUCCUCGGGCUCGGCGUGCUCGUUGCGGCACGACAUACAGAUGUGUGCUCUAUUCGCCCAGGUCUCCAGGGUUAGCGGAAGCCAGCUUCCGGCUUGACUUCGGAAAAGUUAAUUUAUGUCUCCUGAGCAUGAGAGGUUUUUCUACUGUUCAGUGCAGUGGAGACAGGGUUUGGUAGGAAGUUUCUAGAAGAAAGGGAUUCCUGUUGAGAGGUACCUGUGUGUAUUUGUUCCUAACCCCAGGGGCUAACGCAGCACAGAAUCCUCCGCUUACACUCUCAACUAUGUGACUUUUUUAUGAUUGAAACUUGCACCGAGCUUUGGCUGUUUGUUAAAUGGGUCAUUUUUAUGAGAGAAUAUUCUUUACUGCUGUUUUGUUUCCCAUUUACACUGAUAAAUACACAGACUUAUAAAAUUAUUUAUUUUUAUUCAGAUGUGAAUAGAUGAAUGGAAAAAAAGUUACAUAUUACAUAACUGAAAAUACUUCAGCUAGACCUGAGAUACAAUUGAAUGUGUGAACUUGUUGGAUAUAAUAUUACCAGGGAUAAGUGGAAUUUAUCUUUGAGCCCCAUGCAGGAAAUUAUAACUUACCUUGUCUAAAAUCUUUACAGGGUCAAGAUGAUUCAGUAUCAGGAAGACUCAUUUGGCUUUUCCAUAAAGAUAAAUUAUUUCUAAAUUUCAUCCACUCUAACCAUGUUGAUAGAACCUGGCCCAGAAGAAACUUAACCCCCCUUUUUAUAUAGUUUCAAGAAAUGGAUUUUUAAAUUUUUAUUAGGCAUUUGAAAAACUUUACAGGAAUUAAGGAACCCUGCCCACAGCUAGCUCUGUCACCUUCCUCCUUCUUCUCAUUGACAGACUUUAUUUUUACAUAGCUGUGCUCAGCACUGACAUCCUUUUGUUGUAUUUCUCCACCUAACAAUCUCCUUCUCAGAGAGAUACGUUCACUAAUCCAAGUAUCUUUAUAGCCACAUGACGCAGCUCACCUCACUUCUCCCCCUUCAGACAUUUGAGUUAUAUGCAAAUUUUCACAUUUAUAAAUAGUGCUGCUAUGAAUGUCUUUGUAAAAAUAUAUAAAUAAAUAAAUAUAUAUAUAUAUAUAAUCCUUCUCUUGGAUUAUUCCCUUCAGAAUAUCUCCAAAGAGGGAUUACAAGGUCAGAGAGCAUGAAGUAUUUUAUAGCUCUUGUUUUGUAUUGCCAGAUCGCUUUCUAGAAAGAUCCAAUCUUUGGAUUGGAAGGACCUUAAAGGUCAUCUCAUUUAAACUUCCCUUCCUAUGAAUGCUUGAAUCCCCUCUACAAUUUACAAUGCCACCAGCAAUGUAUAAGCAUUUAUAUUUACCAAUAGCUUUGCCAGUUUUGCUAUUCUAAUUUAUUUUUUGCUAGCUUAAUAGAUGUGUAUAGUUAUUCUUGAAAAGCUGUCUUAUUUGAUGAACUGCUAGCAAGGCUGAACACUUUUCCAGGUGAUGAGUUACUGGCUGUGUUUCCUUGUGUGUAAACUGUCUACAUCUGUUUCUUAUGACUGCUUGUUCAAUGGAACUGAUCUCAUACCUUUGUAUCAGAACUGUAUUUUUAUGUUGUAUUAUAGAGUUUGCUCUCUCCCUAUCCUUACAACAGAAUGGUGCCAAUAAUUUGAUACUAAUGACUAUAAAAAUUGCCUCAUUGACUAGCUUUGAUGCAAACGAGGUAUGUAAACAGGUAUUCAGAUAACCAAGGAGUAACCCUUUAAGUACUGACUCUUUACGAUUUUAAUAUUUUUUGAGGGAAAUCUUUCUAAGAUGUAUGGCACAUUUCCCUGCCUUAGUGCAUAGAGUAUCCUGGAGGGUCCUCAGCCUUUUUCUGAUGAAUCCUGGUGGCUAGUACACACAUCAGCCCCUCCUGUACCUUGGUAUGCUACAAAAGAUGUCGCCAGGAGCUAUCAACAUGUGUAGGGCUUGCUGUGGCCUUAUAUAGGCUAUGACCCUCUUCUCAUCGAAAGCUCUUCAUGUUGUCUGCUCUCUUGGGAGAGCUGCCUUGGGACAAGUGUAGUUUUGGGUGGGUACUUUUCACCCACACAGCCCCUACAUGUACUAGUAAAAUAGCUUUGGCUGUUUUUUAUCAUGUGCAUGUGACUCACACCUACGUUCCUACAGAACCUGGGGUUGUCACCUCCUGCCAAUCCAGCAGCUGCUUCCUCUUCUGAGCUGCUUUCUGAGGUGAGCACUCCUCCCCACCUAGCUCUCUGAUGGAAACCUCCAGAAUAUGGUGGAAGGUUUCCAGGGAGGUCAGGACGCAGGUAUAUUCCAUGUGUAUGGUUUGUUCUGCUUCCAAGGAGGGGCACAUGGAGGUUUUGGCUGCUGUUUUCAGGAGACUCACAGCCUCCUGCGUUGUCUGCCACUUCCCCCUGGGUUCACAGCUGCCUCAACAGGUUGGCAUCACUGCAAGUCCGAGCACAAACGUGUUAGCUGUUCUUGUAUAUGAAACCCAGUGUUGUUGGCAGUUCUCCCCAGCCAGUGAGACUCAGAGGAAUGAAUUGCUGUGAAGGCCACCAUCUUUUGCCUACUUAAAUGUAUGGUGGGUGCUUGGCAUCGAUGCCUGCGUUGGCAAAGUUGCCCUGGGUGAACACACAGUAACUACAAGGGGUUGCACAACUAUUACCUUAAGAUCCAAACAACAGCACUAGAACAAAACACAACAAACGUCCACUGUGGAUUCAAAAGGGGGUUGGGAAGAGUCUCCUAACAUAAUCACUCCAGAACUGAGGCUCCGACUGUGGCCUGCCACAGUUAGGAAGUUAGGAAGACAUGGCAUGUUACUGCAGAGGUACGGAAGCCCUCCAUCCACAGAGUUGAUGGGUUGUAGGGAACACAGAUCUUCAGCUGUGAAAAAGGAAGUCACUUAGCAUUCAGAAAUUCCCACCAGGAUGUAUCCAGAAUUUUAUUUCCCAAAGAGCACAGGAAGAUUCUGACAACAUUGUUAUCAUUCACCAUUUCAAAGAUCACAGACCUUUGAAGUCCUUGAAUAAAAUCCACCAUUUGAAUGAUUUUAAAGUGUACACCUCAGUGUCUUUAGGCAUAUCCAUAAUGCUGGGCAAAUAUCAUAAUCUGAUUCUCACUCUGACUCUGCCCCUCCCCUGGCAACCACUAUUCCCUGCCCUGGUCUGUGGGUUUCUGUUUAUGAAUUUGUUUAUUCUGGACACUUCAUCUAUCUGGAAUCAUACCAUAUGUGGACUUUUGUGAUCAGCUUCUUUCACUUAGCCAUGUUUUCAAGGUUCAUCUAUGUUAUAGCAUGUAUCAGAACUUCAUUCUGUCUUUGUGACUGAAUAAUUGAGUAUAUGGAGUUACCAUGCUUUGUUUAUAUGUUUAUUCACGUAAUAGCUAUCUGGGUUGCUCUUGCUUUUGGUCUAUUAUGAAUGAUAAUUUUAUGAACAUUCAUGCACAAGUGUUUUGUGUGAACAUAUGUUUUGAGUUCUCUUGGAAUUGCCAGAUCAUAUGGCAACUCUAUGUUUAACUUUCUGAUGGACUUCCAAGAUCACAGCUUUUAUGUCUUAUGAAAUCCAAAGUGAAAAAUGACAUGCACCAGGCAGUCAGAGGCAGGGCACAUCUGUUCCUGGUCGGAUACUGAAUAGCAACACUAAUUUGGGAAUGUUUUUAUAACAGAAAAAAAGGUCCUUUUGAGAAAUUAUUUUGAUGAGAAGAGAAAUAAAGGUUGUCUGUCUUUUAAACAUGAAAAGGAAA
This is a messenger RNA of Meriones unguiculatus (Mongolian gerbil), 6994 nucleotides long. It is a transcript of the gene Epb41l4b, whose product is annotated as erythrocyte membrane protein band 4.1 like 4B. Gene Ontology annotation, molecular function: cytoskeletal protein binding. The transcript has 26 exons. Lineage: Eukaryota; Metazoa; Chordata; Mammalia; Rodentia; Muridae. The record is from RefSeq and is a predicted model, not a curated record. Gene Ontology annotation, cellular component: cytoskeleton. Bases 548 to 3238 code for a protein of 896 amino acids.